Molecule: messenger RNA, 1425 nt
Organism: Toxotes jaculatrix (banded archerfish)
Lineage: Eukaryota; Metazoa; Chordata; Actinopteri; Toxotidae
Product: glutamate-rich protein 1
Exons: 6
Coding region: 287-1276 (329 amino acids)
Source: RefSeq, a predicted model, not a curated record
CGUAGUAGCAGGUGGAGAGUGGAGCUGAGGAAGUGCGAACAUUGCUGCACUCUGGUUAGUUAAUGAAAUUGCUUUUAAGUUGCUCUACCUAGUGGUUAACACGCAGAGCUGCACAACUUUCUCUAGUUCACCAAUGAGUGACGCACAGACCUCUCCGAUAUGAAACUAGCUGCUUUUAAAAGCUAGCAUGCCGGCUAACUUGCUAGCACGUUACAUAUAGCUGGCUAGCCAUCUGCAACAUUCAUAUUUGCCUCUUCUCCGCUUCCAGUCCGCUAGGUAUGUCGAUAUGGCACACAGGAAAGAAGUGUUUCAAUCGAAAGUUCUCCAGAAGCUUUACCCUGCAGUUCCCAAACUGGAGAAGGAGCCCAGCCCGCCACGCAUUGUAGAGGCUCUAACCAAGAAAACCUAUGUAAAACGAAAAGCCUCUCAAGAGGACACUGCUGCUGGAGAUGCAGGGCAGACGCAGAGUGCAGCCAAUCCCCAAAGGCGAAUGUACACGGUCCUACCUCCUCCUGCAGACUACAAGACACAUUCAGAGAAAUCUGUCACACUUCCCCAACUAGAAAGCAUAAAUAGUGCCGAGGACCCAGCUGAAGAGAGCGACCGUGAGAGCAACGAGGAACUAGACCAAGAUAAAGAUCAGGACAAACAGACAAGAAAAAGGAGAAGAAGGAAAAGGAAACCAGCUCUUGACCAAGACUCUGGGAAAGAUGGUGCAGCUCCAGGGAGCGAGUCCAGUGCAGGUCAGAGUCAGACGGCCGUGGAUGGGGGAGCAGAGCACAUUAGCAGGAACAAGAGGAGGAAGCUGAAAAAGAAACGGCACAAAGAGAAGUUGCUCUCCAUGGGUGUGAUGCACCGAGCUACUGCCCUGGAGUUCACAUACCAAAAAGAUGGCGAGGAGGAGGAGGAGGAUAACGAGAGGAGAGCUGCUGAGGUGUCGGACUUCCUCAGGACAACACUGGAAAUCUAUAUGUCUGAUUCCUCAUUGUGUGUAGACAAGCUUCCCCUCCUGUCUGGCGCAGUGGAUGACCUUCUGAGCCACAUAUCCAGCGGAUGUAAACCUAACCCUGUCCUGAAGCAGCUGUACAGUCUCAAGGCCUUUGUUCAACAGAGAGAGACAGACAAAGUGGAAAAGGCACUGAAGGAGCUCGACAGCAGCUCCUGUAUGUCUGCAGAGGAAACCACUGCAGUCGUUUCACUGUUCCAAUACUGGAUCACAGACAUUCUUCCCAUGCAGGGAGACAAGAAGACAGGACUUUCUACCCCACAUCCAUGAGACUGUCAGUCACACUGAAACAGAGACUCUGCUGAAGUAUUAUUUCUACCAUUGGAUUUUGAAAUCUUCUUUUUAUACACUGCAAAAUGUUGGACUUAAUAUGAUGCUAAAUAUAAAAUAUUUUUAUUAUUAAAUAUUUUUUCUCUUGU